This is a messenger RNA of Xiphophorus hellerii (green swordtail), 4714 nucleotides long. RefSeq names its product Kruppel like factor 6a (gene klf6a). Bases 297 to 1187 code for a protein of 296 amino acids. The transcript has 4 exons. Gene Ontology annotation, molecular function: DNA-binding transcription factor activity, RNA polymerase II-specific; RNA polymerase II cis-regulatory region sequence-specific DNA binding. Gene Ontology annotation, biological process: regulation of transcription by RNA polymerase II. Lineage: Eukaryota; Metazoa; Chordata; Actinopteri; Cyprinodontiformes; Poeciliidae. The record is from RefSeq and is a predicted model, not a curated record.
GGGAAGUUUGCAGAGCGCAGUUGUCCGGCAGCCAGUCUAGUGUGCUGUUUGCAAAUAUCCUGAGCUGAGAGCUGCGAAGGGAGAGGGGAGAAGGAAGUGGAGCACUGACGGACGGACCGCUGCUACAAACAAACCUUCGCUUGCAUCGCAGAGGGGAUCGUUCUUUAUUCCUUUCACAGACAUUUUUUUUUAUUUAAAACGCGGGUGUUUAGAUUGUUAUUUUUUUGUGUGUUUUUUUUUUUUUUUCACUAUUAUUUUUCCCACCCCCUCCAGACAAUUAAGUUCGGGGAAGAAAAAUGGAUGUUUUACCGAUGUGUAGUAUUUUUCAAGAACUUCAAAUAGUUCACGACACGGGCUAUUUCUCAGCCUUACCAUCUCUGGAGGAGUACUGGCAGCAGACUUGCUUGGAGUUGGAGCGCUACCUACAGAGCGAGCCGUACGUCUCCACGUCCGAGCUGAAGUUCGGCAGCCAGGAGGACCUCUGGAGCAAGCUGAUCCUGGCCUGCGGGGACAAGGCCAAGGCCGACCCGAACCUGGCCCUGGCGCCGGCCCACGACGAGGACAAUCAGGACGGCCAGAUCUUGGACAGCAACAGCGUCAACUCUGACGCCAGCAGCGAGGCUUCGGACAGUUUCGAGGAGCUCUCCCCCACGCACAGCUUUACCUCCAACCCGUUGGGGUCGGCGUUGGUUGGCUCUGGACCUUUUAGCCCCUCCGUCAUCAGCACGCCGCCGUCCUCGCCGGAGGCCGCCGUGGGCACGGGCGCCGCCAUCAACGGCUGGGUGGCGACGCACGCCGGGCUGAACCUCCCCGUCAAAAUCAGGACCGCCGGCGGCGGUGGCGUGGGAGUAGGAGGCGCGGCGGUGGCGAAGGCCGCAGAAAAGACUGGACUCCUCUGCGGGGACGCGUCCCCGGACGCCCGGAGGCGGGUACACAGGUGUCACUUCAACGGCUGUCGCAAAGUUUACACAAAGAGCUCGCAUCUGAAGGCACACCAGCGCACGCACACAGGUGAGAAACCGUACAGGUGUUCGUGGGAGGGCUGCGAGUGGCGCUUUGCACGGAGCGACGAGCUGACCAGACACUUCAGGAAGCACACAGGGGCCAAGCCAUUCAAAUGCAAUCACUGUGACAGAUGUUUCUCCAGGUCCGACCACCUGGCCCUUCACAUGAAGAGGCACGUCUAACGCAGGGCCAGCGUCGACCGGGCAACGCACCGAAGGGAAAAUCCUCUUAAAUUUUCUCUCUCAAACUUUUUUUUUUUCUCUUUUUUUUUUUUUUUUUUUUUUUUUUAAUUCUUUGGUGGAGAGAGGGAAAAAAAAAGAAGAAAAAAUCCAAACGCACGCCAUCUCCCGACUGGCCUCUUGGUUGAACUGUCCCAGAGAGCAGAGCGGCGAGGGCGACGGGGGCGGGAGGAGGAGGCGUGUCCCAGCCAAAGCAUGCCGUUUUGCACCGUACCGAAAUAACCCAGUGCCUCCGGGACCUCACUUUGUUUAUUUUCUCUUUUUUUUUUUUGGAGACGGGCGCUCUGAUGGUUUUCUGUUGCAACAAGACGACGAAAUUGCGGACGCGAGUGGGAAGGAAAUGUUUUCCAUCGAGGACUUUAAGAAAAGACCGGGGGAGGGGUCUAUGGGGGGGGGCAACAAAAAAAAACAACAAAAACAAACAAAAAAAUGCUUACAGAAAAAAAAAAAAAAGGCGAGUGAAUGAAUUGUACGUAUGGUGCAUGAUGUUUUGGGGGGAAACGUCUCCCGGACAGCAGAUACACUGGUACUUUACAAACCUGUCUGAGGUUAGCAUGUCUGCACUGUGAAUGUCUGAGAUUGGCUGACCGGCCCAGGAUGAGGAUUGAAGAGGAGACGGAUUGGUGCGGGGCUGGUACCAAUGUUGCUGUGGACUGAAUGAGUUUCUGUGGUGGAGGCAGGCUUGGGGCGGCGACAUUCCUGCUGUUUCCCCAGGUGGCAGCGUGAGCAUGAGGCCAGGUCACGUCUGCCUCGUCUGUCUGGCUCCCAGACUCUGAAGGCGAGGGGACGGGAAGCAGGGGAUGGAGGUGGGGGUGGAGGUUCGGAUCGCUUCAUCUGAAACCCGUCAGGCUUUGGGUCCGACCAGAAAAUAGACACGAAGCCUUCUGGUCUGUGCCUCCACCCCCUCUUCCCUGAAUGACAGAAGCCUUGUUUUGGUGGUUUUUCUUUUUACUUUUUUUUUUUUUUGUUUUUUUUUUGGUGCAGCUACUAAAUGUGCAAUGUGUUAUGUAGCCUGGUUUCUUAAUUUUUCUACAAGCUACAAAACCCAUUUGUAGUACCGACUGUAUGAGCUGUGUGCUUAGAGGUAAUAACACAACUAUACUAUUAACUUCAGUAUCAUAGCCAGGUGUUGCAUGGUUCUAGGGAUUGUUUCCAUUUCCAGUUUCCCACUGUAAUCAGGACUGCAAAUAGUUUCAAGAAAAGUGCAGCUAAAGACGCAAACAGUUAGAUGUUACAAUAUUGUACAUAAAGGCCUCCACAAUUCCUCCUUUUGUUUUUUUUGUUUUUAGUGGAGAUGCACCGAUCUGGCUUGACCGGCCCAUGCCAAUUUAUUUAUUUUAUCUUUUUAUAUGUUCUUUUUUAAAAUCAAACACAAAUGAAGGAAUAACUUGUCCCCCAUUGUGCAUCUAGGUGUACGUCUCCAACAUUUACCAGAUUCCAAUAAAUUUACAUUUUUAAUCAUUAUUAAUCAACAAAAGAAAGGAUCAAGUACCUCCUGUUAGUUGAAAAAAUGUGGGGACUUUUCAUUUUGAUGCUUUUAACACAAGGGAGAAAAAAAAUAAUACAAAAUUCUUUUUUUUCUCAGUAUGUUGCCAUGCAGGUCAGGGGGGGGAAAAAUCGGCCGAUUCCAACAUCUGGCUGGUCGAUCGGUUCAUCUCUACUUUCACCCCUUUUUUUUAAGUUUCCUCUUCAUUGUGGUUGUCCAUCUGCCUGGAGAUUUCACUGCUGCUCAUAUCCAUCUGAUGCCUCAAAGACUAAUUUCUGCAUAGUACUUCUUCUUUUGUUUAUGUAUGUGUGUGUGCAUACACUCUUUUUCUUUCUACCUAAUAAUGCACUGUUGACCUUAAUGGUGCCUUAUGCAAGUGCCCCCCCCCCUCCCCCCACCCCCCACCCGGGGAUGUCACGUUUGUCGACUGGUGAUUUAUUAUUUUAAUUUUUUUUUUUUUUACAAGCUCUAUCAAGGCUCAAUUACAAAACAGUUGCAAUAGUUAAAUUUUCCCCAUGACUAAUUGAGCUGCUGCAUUUGGAAGUCUUUCACACAGAGUACCUGGUAUCAGUUGAUUUGCCUUUUUUUGUGUGUUAGUUUUUUGUUUUUUUUUCUUUUAUGAGACGGAGCAGUGGGUUAGCUGUUGCUCAUCACAUUUAAGUUGAGUUGUAAAUAAGACGAUGCUGCACCCCGGGAGCACUUAAAUUCGUUUAUUAAAGGCGUUAACUACUGUGUAGUAUGUACUCGAGUCCAUCUCACACAGCACAAAGGUGGAAAGUGAUUAAGAUGUUGAAAUAAAAAAAAAUAAAAACCCGACAGCGACGCUCCGUUUCGAGCGCCUUCCCUGGGAUUCCGACCGUAUGACGGCACAGACACUCGCAACAAAAAUGCGAAUUUCUUUUCCGCAGCAAGUGACGAAGCAACCGUCGUCUCCCAAAGAAAAGGCUUUCUGAAACUUUAGCUUUAGCGUAGCUUGAACUCUGUUACCCCCUCCUCUCCUCUGCUGGUUCUCCCAUCUCCUGUCCCCGCAUCCAAGUGGGAGUGAAGGGGGUAAAAAAAAAAAAAAAAGAAAAAAGGUAAAGAUUUAUUGUAAUUAACAGGCUGCAGUCGGACAGGCCUCGCCUUGUACUGCCUCUCGGUAAUGAAUUGCUAAAGGCUUUGUUGGCAUGGAAUCUGUCACAGACUGCUGACUGUGUAGGUUGGUUAUUGACCUGUCUGGAGCGCGUUGUUUCAGCCAAAGCUGCAACUGUAAUACAGAGGGGAAAUGAAGGGGGGGGGGGGGGGGUUGGAUGAGGAAAUUAGGCAAAAAGAAAAACAUUAUUAAGGAUUGACACUGGAGUGAAAAGAUGGGGGGGGGAAUGGAGGUGAUUUGACUUCAGUUGAUCAGGAUGAGGCGAUCUGUCCGCUCCCACCCGGGGUCGGCGACCUCCGAUGUCGCAGCGACCGAGGCACGCUCCGGACGUAUGGAUUUCGGAUCAGUCGCAGGAGACGGGGGGGUGGGGGGGGGGGUGAGUUCAAGCUUGAAACUGCUUGCUGCGGUAGAUUUUGGGGGAAAGUUGCUGCAAAGAGCCGCAGCAUCUGUGACAACGGCGAGCCGAUGUCCUUCCAGAGAUAAUUGAGCCUUGAUUUAGCGUCGUUUAUUACAAUUUUUUUUUAUUUUUGCUUGCAUUUAUUUCCACAUCAUCAUCAUCAUCAUCAUCAUCAUCAUCUCUCUUUCAUCCCACUCACCCAGCUGUUCUGUCUCAUACAGAAAACACACUAUCUCUUGCUCUCUCUCGCUAUCACACACACACACCCCUACACACACGCACACACACACAGCUCUUUUGUUCUCAACUGAAUCUUUGUAUAAGAGAAAAAGAAAAAGACUUUUGUAAAAUUAUGUUUAUGCUUUAUGAAAUUUUUAUUUGAAAUUGUUUUGCAAAAUUGUUAUAUUUCUGUAUGAAUGUAUUUUUUAUUGGAAUAAUAAGAAAUUCUUAUCUGA